AUGGAGAGAAAGAGGAAACUUCCUGCCCGCGCUGCGCGCGUCGAAUCCGUCAGCAAGAAGCGCAUGUCAACUCCUCCAGAACAACGCACGCAAACACCAACGCCAACAGCGCCCUCCCCGCCCCUCGAAGAGAGCUUACCCAAGAGCAUUGCACCGGGCAAAGCACUCCCUACUGUCAAUGAGCCCCAACCAGUAAAUCUGCCGGCAAAAGAGUUUCAGUCGAUCUCUGAGAGCGGAGUUCUGCCAGAUUCCUUGCACAGAUCACGACAGAAAUGGCUGAGCGAGGGCAUAUUCGAGAAGUACUGGACGAAGCCGGUGAAGAGAAAGGGUGCUAUAGAGCAGCCUCCGAAUAAUCCCCUCAAGGAGUCGAUGACGAAGCUGGGAACAUGCACGAUCACCGUUGAGCCGCAUAUAUUUGAGGCUUCUAUGUAUGCUAUCAAGGACCCGAAUCCUCGUCCGGCUGUCCCUCCUGCUCAGCCUAUGUAUCGUCCCAUCAUUCAAUAUGGCCCGCCUGGCGGAAUAAUGCCUCCGCCACCUCCUACACCUCCGCCGGUCCAAGCAAAGCCAGUUGCUCCUACACAAAUUACUCCUCAACCAACUCCUACAUUGCAGGAUGUGCAAAUGACGAAUACGAGCCCUGCACCUGCCGUGAAUACACACACUGUUGGUCCAACCAACGGUCCGGCGAAUGGCCAUCCUGCACCUCCGGCAAGUCAUGCCCAAAAUACACCUGCGCCGUCAGCACCACUGCCUGCUCCAGCUCCGGCUGGCAAGAGUACAGAUCCUGUCAUCCAAAUGCUGGCGGAGAGAGCUGCAACGGACCCAGAUCUGAAGGCACUAAUGCGGAUUGUUGCAAAUGGGGAAGCUACACCUGAAGAGUUGAAGAAAUUUCAGAGCCACAUUGAUGAGCUUACACGGAUACAAAAGGCACGUCAGGCGGCAGCACAGGCUUCGCAACCACCUCAACCUCUGCCACCCUCUGCUACAGCCCCAGCUCCAGUAAAUGGACAUGCGACAGCACGACCAGCUCCAACCACUACAACCACUCCCGCUCCUCUACCCAGAACAGCCCCUACCCCUACUCCGCCUGCCUCGAGACCCGAGCCUCAAUACCAACAACCACAAGCACUGCGGUCGAAAGGUCCUCUUCCUCCUACAAAACCUGAUAUUUCAGGUGUAGUUUUCGAGUUCACUGGUGGCUCUGGUGACCGAUUCCUCUUCCCGAAAUUCAGCAUCUUGGAAUACCUUCCUGGUGGCCAAGUUAUUGCAUCAUUCCUAAUUGUUCGAAAAGGCAGCAGCAGUGACUCUCCCACAUACGAUCCCGAGCUCGACUACUAUCAACCGAUCACGAUCCGAUUAUACGCACACCAAGGUCGGCAGCUUGACGCUCUACAAAAGGUUGUUGCUCCUCAAGAAGAGGUCCGGAGAUAUAUGGACGAGAUCAUGGACAAGACAACCAGGGCAGAAUACGUUCUUCUAGCUAUGCGUCUUCCCAGAGACGCCGAGCAAGCUCCCGCAGUUGGGAAGGUCGAAGAAGCAGAGAAGACUCAUCAGAUGGAUCCGAAUCCGCUCUGGCCAACCACAAACCCGACACCCAUACCAAAGGUCAAGCCCGCGAAAAAGUUGAUUACAGAAGAUGAGUCACAUCAGGCGUUCAUCAACUCGGUUGCGGCUGUCAUCGAACGAUAAAGUUUUGUAGUUCUUUUAAAGGAUGGCGCGUUUUACAUCAGGGCGGAGUCUGGAUAUUGUGGUGUCUUUGGAGGGAAUUGAACUGGAGGGUAAUAUGGAAUGGCGUCAUUCGAGCCUCGAGGCUUGGGAAUCAAAAAGGAAGUGUAUUCUAGAAAGAGUUACAGCGGCGUAUCAGUCUCUAUUAGAGAUAAGUUCAAAACAGG
Hyaloscypha bicolor E is the source of this 1892-nucleotide messenger RNA. RefSeq lists its product as uncharacterized. Gene Ontology annotation, cellular component: Swr1 complex. Gene Ontology annotation, molecular function: ATP-dependent H2AZ histone chaperone activity. The record is from RefSeq and is a predicted model, not a curated record. Gene Ontology annotation, biological process: chromatin remodeling. Lineage: Eukaryota; Fungi; Ascomycota; Leotiomycetes; Helotiales; Hyaloscyphaceae. The transcript is spliced from 2 exons. The coding region runs from base 1 to 1689 and encodes 562 amino acids.